CAGCUGGUGCGGGAGCUGCAGCAGGUGUUCUUGCAGCACGACUGGGGGACGGGCGCGCUCGACGAGGCGUACCGCAAGUUCGAGGAGGGCCGGGCGGAGGAGGACGCGGAGGGGUACGUGCCGCCGACGGCGCGCCUGGAAGCCGCGGUGUACCGGCAGUACUGGAACGGUUUGCGGGUGCGUGUCGGGGUGCACACCGGGCUGUGCGACAUCCGGCGCGACGAGGUGACGAAGGGGUACGACUACUACGGCGAAGCGCCGAACAUGGCGGCGCGCACGGAGAGCGUGGGGAAUGGCGGGCAGGUGCUGCUGACGCGUGCGGCGUACAUGGCGCUGAGCACGGCCGAGCGGGAGCAGUUGGAGGUGACAGCGCUGGGCGCGGUGGCGCUGCGCGGGGUGCCGAGGCCGGUGGAGAUGCACCAACUGGACGCCGUGCCGGGUCGCACCUUCGCCGCGCUGCGGCUUGACCGUUUGAUGCCGGAACUUGACGACGUUGAGGGCGAGGAUACGUCAAGCGGCGGAGAGGCCUCCGCGUCCACCGCCAGGAGCGGCGUCUCGCACACCGUCGUGACUGUCUUGGCUGUGCUGCUCGGCACCUUCGCGGCCCCGCAGCGGCUGCGGGUGCUGCGGCCCCUCUGCGAGCGGUGGAGGGUCAGCGUGCCGCACGCGGUUGAGGCGACGCGCGAGGAGGACGCCUGUCGCGUGGCGAUGGGGCGGCUGGCGGUCAAGAUGAGCCGUGUGAUGGAGAAAAGCGCUAAGAGAGUUUCAAUUGACGGCGAACCAAGUAAAACGUCUCUGCCGCUCAUGUCUUUCUUUCGCAGUGACAGUGAGUUGCGCCUAUUCAACCCCUCCGUUGGGGGAGAUGAGAGUCUCGGGAGGCGUCAGCCACGCAGCAGCUUCAGCCAGUCGUCAUUGUCCGCGAUGGAAGAACCAGUCGUCACCGUCCACGUUCGUCGGCGUGUGUAA
This is a messenger RNA of Trypanosoma conorhini, 966 nucleotides long. RefSeq names its product receptor-type adenylate cyclase. Gene Ontology annotation, biological process: cyclic nucleotide biosynthetic process; intracellular signal transduction. The annotation marks the transcript as partial. Lineage: Eukaryota; Euglenozoa; Kinetoplastea; Trypanosomatida; Trypanosomatidae. The transcript has a single exon. The record is from RefSeq and is a predicted model, not a curated record.